AUGAAGACUGUUGCAACCUUCGCCAUCGCCGCCAUGUGCGCCAGUAUGGCUGCUGCCUCCCCUCUUGACAAGCGCGAGUAUGUGACCGAAAUCGACCUGUACACCGUGACCGUCACAGUAACCGGCUAUCCGCCUGCUGGUACACCCACUCCAUCUGCCCAAGUUAGCUCUGGCGGCAACAAUUGGAAUAGUUGGGGCCAAUGGCAUGGAUGGAAUAGCGAGUCGCCUUCUCCUGCCUCUGCUCCUCCUGAUACACCUGCCCCAUCUCCAGCCUCUGAUUCUUGGUCGACACCUCAAGCCUCGACUCCCGCUCAAGCGGCACCUUCACCCGCCUCCACCUCUGUCUCUUCGGAUUAUCAGCAGGGAAUUCUCGAUUCUCACAACAUGCAUCGCGACAACGCGUCUGUGCCACAUCUGACCUGGAGUGAUCAGAUGGCUUCAAUCGCCGCCCAGAUCGCCGCCAGCUGUGUUUAUGCUCAUGACACUUCCACCGGCGGUGGUGGCUAUGGCCAGAACAUUGGUGCUGGUGCUCCUCCCUCAGGUAUCCCUGCCAUGAUCACGGACGAGAUGUACAAUGGAGAGAUCAACUUUUACCCGGCGUAUGGGGUGGAGCCGGACAUGAGCAACUUCGAAAAAUGGGGUCAUUAUUCCCAGAUUGUCUGGAAAUCGACCACCGCUGUCGGUUGUGCCACUCAGUAUUGUCCCAAUGGAUUGGCCAAUACUGGUGGCAAUGUAAGCCCUUAUUUCACCGUCUGCAACUAUAGUCCACCAGGCAAUUUUGGUGGCGAGUACGCUGCGAACGUCUUGCAACCUGGCGGCUUGCCCACUGUCACGUUAUAA
Cladophialophora psammophila CBS 110553 is the source of this 840-nucleotide messenger RNA. RefSeq lists its product as uncharacterized. NCBI's taxonomy places the organism in Eukaryota, Fungi, Ascomycota, Eurotiomycetes, Chaetothyriales, Herpotrichiellaceae. The record is from RefSeq and is a predicted model, not a curated record. Gene Ontology annotation, cellular component: extracellular region. Bases 1 to 840 code for a protein of 279 amino acids. The transcript is spliced from 2 exons.